AUGAAACAAGUUGGAGAUCUCGAAAAUUGUCUUUUCUAUUACCUACUGGAUAUGGAUUACGAGAAAACAAAGAAGUACAACUCACUUUUGAUAAAUCCGCCGCCAACAGAUGGCGAUAAAGAGGUGACGGAGCAAGUGUUGCGGAUUGAGAUCGAAGAUAUCCAGAUACAACGCAUACAUUUGAAGCCACAAUCAACUUAUCAAUUUCGGAUCGAAGGAGAUAUCUAUUUGAAUUGGUUAGAUCAGCGGCUAACAUGGGACCCAAAAGAAUGGCACAUGGAUCACUUUACCCUUCACGAUUCGCAUCACAUUUGGAGCCCGAAACUCAAGGAUUUUGGACGAUGUGCGGAUGAUCCGAUGGCUUGUAUCAGCACUCUCUUUGAUGUCGAUCUUCUCUCUGAUGGCCGAAUCUAUUCACGAAUUCAUUUCGCAUACGAUUCUUUCUGUACUAUCGAUUAUGCAAAAUAUCCCGAAGAGGAGAACAAUUGUUGCAUCUUUUUUAGCGGAUAUGAUCCGGGAGUUUCGUUGACGUUUGACCUUGUGCCCAAAGAACAACACGAUAUGAAGCACGCUGUCGGAGCGGCUCCACCAGCUAAUCGCCGUUACAUGGACUCGAUCUACGCAAUGGAAGAAGAUCACUCGGCUUGGGUUGUUGAUGAACGCAAAUUCAACGUUAUCAAAAUUGCUCCAUUUGCCUCGAUGCAGAUGCUACGCGUUUGUGUACACGCUGAGAAGAAAAUGAGCACAAUCGCGUUCGCUUUACGUCUUCCCGUCACCAUUGCAACACUUGUUAUGCUGGUGUCUCCGCUUUUUGGCGAUCUCAAGACACAAUCGUGGGUGAAAUUGGUGACUCUUUCGUUGCAAACGCUUUGUUUCCUCUUCCUUUGCUCGAUCGCUCCACCGAAUGGGUUUGCUGGGGUGAAGCCGAAGAUUUAUUUCUUCUACGAGCUCCUUUUCACCGUUUCUUUUCUCUCGAUUCUUGUCACGAUCUCAAUGAUGGCUCUUUGUCGAGUGAAACGAUCAGUGCCUCCAUCGCAUCGCGUUUAUCUCUUUGCAAAAGUGGUGAACAGAUUGGUAUGCUGUAUUGAGCCAGAUCCCGGUGUCUCCUAUCAACGGCAUAUCGAUGAGAGCGAUCAACGCUCAUCAAAUUUGGGCCCACCAAGUGAAGUCGAGUACACACAAGAUUGGAGACACAUCUAUUUGGCCGUGAACAAUCUCUUUGCCGGGAUGCUCUUCACGCUUUUUGUUUUCUUCCUUUUCAUUCAAAUGUUC
This is a messenger RNA of Mesorhabditis belari, 1272 nucleotides long. NCBI's taxonomy places the organism in Eukaryota, Metazoa, Nematoda, Chromadorea, Rhabditida, Rhabditidae. The record is from the annotation of a GenBank genome assembly.